Danaus chrysippus (African queen) is the source of this 1338-nucleotide messenger RNA. NCBI's taxonomy places the organism in Eukaryota, Metazoa, Arthropoda, Insecta, Lepidoptera, Nymphalidae. The record is from the annotation of a GenBank genome assembly.
AUGGUACAAGGCUGGUUGUCUCCUAUGAUCUCGGUGCUGCAGUCACCUUCGGGACCAGCACCAGUUCCUUACACUAGUUCAGAUAUUUCUUGGAUGACGUCCGUAACUUACAUCACAGCUAUAAUUUUCGGAGCUCCGAUGGGCUAUCUCACUGACAGAUAUGGAAGAAAAAUCAUGGCUUUGAUCACUACAUUGUCUUUAAUCCUCUACUGGCAAAUCAAGCUGCUGUGCAUUCGUCCUUGGGCGUUGAUCCUAGCGCGUGCUAUAGCCGGCAUACCAUGCUCAGCUUGCUACAUAGUGCUGCCGAUAUAUUUGAAGGAAAUAAGCGACAUCGAUCUAAGAGGUGCGCUUGGUUCGUUGCUGAUUUUAAACAGGAAUAUUGGCUACCUAGCUAGUUAUGUUUUUGCGGAUUUACUCGCUGUCAACACGAUGCUAUGGAUCGGUCUGUUGGUGCCUACUUUAGUAUUAUUUAUAUUUCUCGUGAUGCCGGAGACACCAGAGUUUCUUGUCAAACAAGGAAAGAUUGAUGAAGCCAAAACAGUGUUAGCAUGGCUUCGAGGUAUAAGCGUCAUGGAUCGAUCUCUUGAACAGGAUAUAGACAACAUCGUGAAUGUGGAAAAACAGACCCAGGCUGACAGCAAAUCUGUUUGGGGAAUUAUUUUACGAGACAGAGCAGCGUUUAAAGCGUUCAUAAUAACCCUGGUUAUUAAGAUAACUCAACAAUUCGAUGGUUACCUCAUAGUAUUGAUAUACGCUGGCUUCGUGUUUGAGAGGGCGUCGGAAUCCAUCAGUCUUAAACUGAGUCCCAACAAGCAAGUCAUGAUGAUAGGAGUAGUGCAACUAUUGGGAUCCAUUGUAGCUACGUGCAUAGUGGAAAAAACAGGGAGAAAGCUUCUGUUAGUGGUGACGUCACUGGUGGUAGGUGCGGGCAUGUUAGUACUCUCUGGUUGGUUCUAUCUCACCAGUAAUGGCACCUGGUUGCCAGGCUGGCUGCCCGUGGUUGCCAUGUGUAUGUGCAUCUUCGCUGAUGCAGCGGGCUUCCAACCGAUAUCAUACAUCAUCAUCACCGAUCUAUUUAGUUUCCAGCUCCGAGGAACGGUGUCGUCUUUCGCUAACAUAUGCGCUAAACUCAGCAACUUCGUACAAAUGAAAUGGUUCACUAAAAUAGCAGAACUCAUCAGCAUACACUGGACCUUCUUAUUCUUCGCCAUAGUCUGUUUCGGUGCAUCAUUAUACACUGUGAUCGUCUUCCCGGAGACCAGGCAUAAAACCGUCGAAGAAAUAUACGAAAAAUUAUCAAAGAAAGAUAAUAAAGACAAAAUAAAGGCUGUGCCAUAG